AUGAAAAUUCAUUUAUUUUUACUAUAUGAUUUUUAUUUUUUGAUCACAAUAGUAGUAUAUAUGUACUUCUGUUGCAUUGAUCCAUAUUAUAACUCAAAGAAAUAUAAAAUCAAACUAAUGAGACAUACAGAAAUACAAUUAUUAAGAAAUUUAGCGGAAUCAUAUGAUUUUAAAGAUGAGGAUAUUAUAAAUUCUUCAGGUCUAUCAAUGAAAGAUGUACAAUUAUUAUAUAAUACAAAAGAAGCAAAAUAUGAAAACACAUUGGCUGAAGGCUAUUUUGGAGAUUCAAGAAAUUUAUUCGUAAACAUAAUAGAUACAAUAUUUUUAAAAAAUUAUUACAAAUGCUUAGAAAAAGAGAAAAAGCAUAUUAGAUCUAUACAUAACACGUUAGAGACUACCAAUUUCGAAGUGUUAAAUUUUUUAAAAAGUUCAGUUCAUGAUGCAGAAGAUCAUAUAAAUACGGUAUUUCAGAGACUUAUCUCUUCUGAUAAAUCUCAAUUGCUGAGAUUUAAUGAUAUAGAAAUCACCUUAAGGAAAAACGGAGAGAACAUUGAUAUAUUAAUUAAUGAACAAGAUGCACACGAAUACUUAGAACAGCUAAAAUUUAGUGGAGAGAUUCCUUUAAGGUUAGAAAAUUCCUUUAACUAUUUUAACAAAUUGAAUGAAAAGAAUGAUUUAUUUAUUUCUAAACAUAGUAAUGGUAUUUUUAGUUACUUAUUUUAUACUACUGAUUAUUUUAAUUUACGUAAAAAUAUGUUUCCUCUUAAAUAUAUUAAUGGAGAUGAUUCUGAUAUCAUUGAUUACUAUAGAAAUGAAAUGAAAUAUAUUUUUAAAAUAUUUAUUAAUUCCAUAUUUUUACUUAAUAAAAAAAGAUCUACAACAAUUAUUUCUAUAAAAGAAAACGUUAAUGAAUUUAAUGAAUUAUUUUAUAAUAUAAAUAAAGCAUUAGAUCGUACAAUAGAGGAUAAAACACAUAAAUUAUUUAUGGUAUUAAAUAAAAUUUUAAAUGGAGACAUAAAAUGUAUAAUAUCAUUUAUUUCACAUAUUCUUGAAAUGAAUCUUUCGAUAAAUAAGUUUAAACUGGAUAAAAUUAAAGAAAAAUAUAAUAAGAAGUUAUUUCAACAUAAGAUUUUAAAUGAAAUAUAUGAUUUAUUUUUACACGAAAAGGAAGAGAUAAAAGAAUCCUUAGAUGAAUUUAAAACCUACAUAAAAGAUAUUUUUGGUUUCGAUGUGAAUAGUACGGGUAUUAGAUAAAUGGUAAGCAAGCUUUAUGGAUCAUUCGAUAUAAAUAGUAUCGAAAAGAUAUUUAAAGUUAUUGUAUUCACAUUAUUAUGUAAGAAACAAAUUAAUGAGUAUGAAGAUUUUUUACAAUUACUUAAAAAUGAAUCAAUAAAUAGAAAGUUAUCUAAAAGAAAAUUUAUAGGUACCCACAGAAGAAUAAAUGAAAAAGUUUUAUUUGUUCCAGAAAAUAAAUCUGAAAAUUUAAUAUUAAAAUAUGCUGAAAUUUAUGAAAGAAAUAAUUUCAUUAAUAAUAUUAAGUGUUGUUUUAUGGAUUUACCUUCAGCACUAUUGGACCUGGAUGAAGGAAUACAUAAGUUUCUUAUCUUUAGAUUCUUAAUAUAUUCAUUAAAUAAUGAGUUGAAUAAAUCAGAAAAACAUUAUUUCAGUUCUAAAAAAAAAAAAUUAUUGAACAAAAAUGUUAUAUUAUAUUUUCUCUAUGACAUUAUGAACUUUGAUAGUAGUUAUGAAAAAAAAUAUAAAUAUAAAUAUAAAUAUACAUAUAUUUAUAGAUUUAUGUUGAAUAAAAUUGUGUUUUAA
Messenger RNA from Plasmodium gallinaceum, 1818 nucleotides. NCBI's taxonomy places the organism in Eukaryota, Apicomplexa, Aconoidasida, Haemosporida, Plasmodiidae. The record is from the annotation of a RefSeq genome assembly.